UUUAAACCAGAAGAAAUAACAGCCAUAAUGAAUGACUUUGCGGAACCUGGAACACUUGCUCCAACUGGUUUACAUCUAGGGGGAACAAAGUAUAUGGUGAUUCAAGGAGAGGCAGGAGCUGUUAUACGAGGCAAAAAGGGUCCUGGUGGUAUCACCGUUAAGAAGACCAACCAGGCUUUGAUCAUUGGAAUAUAUAACGAGCCGAUGACUCCUGGACAGUGCAAUAUGAUUGUCGAAAGGCUGGGUGACUAUCUCAUUGAGCAAGGUCUCUAGGCAUACUAGUAGUGUAUUGAUAUCCUACAUAAUUGAGGCCGUCAAGAAAUCUUGUGUGUUCUACAGGGAGAGUUUGAUCUCUUAUGUGUAUCAGCUAUGCUGUCAUUGUAACUUUUUUCUUUGCGUUUCGUCGUGAACUUUUGUCAUUGACCUAUUGGUUGAUUAUAUAUAAUGGAAUGGCUUAUACUUGAAUA
Molecule: messenger RNA, 467 nt
Organism: Nicotiana tabacum (common tobacco)
Lineage: Eukaryota; Viridiplantae; Streptophyta; Magnoliopsida; Solanales; Solanaceae
Source: RefSeq, a predicted model, not a curated record